GGUACCAAAAUGAAACUUAGAACUAUAUAUGGUUGCUUACGGUUUUUAUCUUUAUUAAAAAAGGAAAAAAAAAAAAACUGGGUUGGUUGACCUUGAGCUAUCAGAAAUUUGCCAUUGGCUGAUUUUUUCUCCCAAGUUCUUCUUAUGAAACUCUGAUGUUGUUUUGUAACUUUUAUUGCGAGUCGCCGAACAUUCCCCUUCUUCCACCCGGCGUGCUUGUAUAGCAAGGAACAUUUUCAGUUCAGCAAGAGAAGCAAAGUCAUGAGGUGCUAUGAAAACAUUUCCUUCUCGAUUCGUCGUCUCUCUCUUCUACUUAUAAUUAUGUCCAUCUUUGAUUCAAAAGUUUUCACUCUUUCAACUUCUUGUCAAACCGAAUGUGGAAAUAUAAAGAUCCCAUACCCCUUUGGGAUUGGUAAAGGUUGCUAUCUCAACAAGUGGUACAAAAUCGAGUGCAAAAACGCUAGUUUUCCGUUUCUUUUCAAGAUGGGCAUGGAAGUUGUGAACAUCUCUCUUCCAGGUGACGAAUAUGGUUACUAUAAUUCUGGAUCAUUCGGAUCAAUUCGUGUCAAAAGCCGGAUAACAUCCGUUGGCUGUUCCGAAGAUGGAAAAGAAUCUGGAUCGGUUUUGAAUUUGACGGAUAGCCCUUUUUUCUUUGGGUUUAGAAACAGCCUUGUAGCGAUUGGUUGCAACAGCAAGGCCUCGUUGACUAACAUUGAGCCAAACAAGGUGGGAUGCGAGUUGAACUGCACUACAAGCAAAGAGAAGUUUCCUAGCAAAAGCAUCCCUUUUUUCGACAAAACCGGAUGUACUAGCAACGCGUUGCCUUAUACUUACACUCCGGUUUGUACAAAGAACAAAGGGGAAGAAGAAAGAAGCUGUGAUGGCAACGGAUGCUGUCGUUCAAGUCUACCCGGUGAUGAGGCUCAACAGGUGAUCGGUGUCAAAAUAGAGAGCUUUGAUCAUGGAAACACGACAAGCCGAGAAUGCAGAGUCGCUUUCUUAACAGAUGAAGUCUACACGUUAUCUAAUGCAACCGAACCAGAGAGGUUUUUUGCUAAAGGGUAUGCUAUAGUUAGAAUUGGAUGGGUCCUUCAGACAAAAAAUCUUUCAUUCCUAAACUCCCUAAGCUGCAAAAACACAGAAGAGUACGAUAAACUUACAUAUAAUAUGCAACUCAGAACAAGCUGCAGAUGCAACAAUAUCACCACUAAUGGGACCAAUUAUGCAAACUGUGGAUGCGCGAGAGGUUAUACAGGUAACCCAUACCGCAUUGGCGGAUGCGAAGAUAUUAAUGACUGCCUAAUACGCAAUCCCGAUGGCAGUCGCUGGCACUGUAGAGAAAGCGACACUUGCGUGAAUGUGCCUGGAAGUUUUUAUUGCGUGGGCGAUAAGACUGGAGCAGUAAUGAUAGGCGUAGGUGCAGGUUUAGGCAUCUUAGUCCUAGCAGGUGGAAUUUGGUGGCUGAGAAAGUUCCUUGAAAAGAGAAAGAUGAGUAAGAGGAAAAGAAAAUUCUUUGAACGUAAUGGGGGACUAUUGUUGCAACAACAACUACAUACAAGAGAAGGUAACGUCGAGAAGACAAGAAUAUUCACCUCGACAGAACUUGAAAAGGCCACUGAAAGCUUUAGCGAAAAUAGGAUACUUGGACAAGGUGGUCAGGGUACUGUAUACAAGGGAAUGCUUGUAGAUGGUAGAACUGUCGCUGUCAAGAAAUCCACAGUUGUAGAUGAAGACAAACUAGAGGAGUUCAUCAAUGAAGUCGUCAUUCUCUCUCAGAUUAACCAUAGACAUGUCGUCAAGCUUUUGGGAUGUUGUCUUGAAACAGAAGUUCCAAUUCUGGUUUACGAGUUUAUUGUCAAUGGUAACCUUUUCCAACAUAUCCAUGAAGAAUCUGAUGAUUACACGGUGAGUUGGGGAGUGCGCUUGCGCAUUGCCGUGGAUAUUGCUGGAGCUCUUUCGUAUUUGCAUUCUGCUGCAUGUUCUCCAAUUUAUCACAGAGAUAUAAAGUCAACAAACAUAUUACUAGACGAGAAGUAUCGAGCUAAAGUGUCUGAUUUUGGUACUUCAAGAUCAGUAACGGUAGAUCAUACUCACUGGACAACAAUUAUUUCAGGUACAGUAGGAUAUGUGGAUCCAGAGUACUACGGAUCCAGCCAAUAUACCGAUAAGAGUGAUGUUUAUAGCUUCGGGGUCAUCCUUGUUGAACUUAUUACAGGAGAGAAACCUGUAAUAACCCUUCCGAAUUCUCGGGAAAUAAGAGGGUUGGCGGAGCAUUUCAGAGUUGCCAUGAAAGAGAACAAAUUCUUUGAUAUUAUGGAUGCUCGAAUCACAGAUGGUUGCAAACCAGAACAAGUAAUGGCAGUAGCGAAUCUAGCAAAUAGAUGUCUGAAUUCAAAGGGAAAGAAGCGCCCAAAUAUGAGACGAGUGUUUACCGAGCUAGAGAAGAUCUGUUCAUCUCCAGAGGAUUCACUGGUUCAUCUUGAAAAUGACAAUGAUGUGGAUGAAGAGGAAGAAGGAAUUAAUACAGCAGACAUAGCUGACAUGUGGACCAUUGGUGCUACUGCUCCAGCCUCUAGUAUUGUUGCUUCGUCUUUCUCGUUAGAAGUUGAACCAUUACUUCCUCGCCCCACAUGGUGACUCAAAAAGGUGAGGCAAUUGUGAACAAAAUUGAUGGUCCUUUCAAAGGGUCUGGCUGAAGUUUGUGCUUGAGAUGUUGUUUGUCAAUAAUUACUUUCAUGUGAAUAAAUGAAUGUUUAAAUUUAGUGAAUCUGCUUACAUGAUUACAUCUACAUAUCCUCAUACACUGAUUUUAGUCUUAUAUGCCUUUGGAUCCUUUUAAAUGAGGCAAUCUCUCUCUCUGCAUGUUGAACAACAACCUUUUCUGAUAUUGUAACAAGAGAAUCAAGAAAAAACAGAAAGUCCCCCAGUUUAUCUUGAUUAAUAUAGAGAGAUCUAUGAGGUUUGCACAAGCACCUCUUAAACAUAGCUACUUUCUUGCUUCCUCUUCCACAUUAUAGCUAGAUGGAUCCACGUUUGUUUACAAAACAAUCUACUUAUAUAGAGUUGUUCCCUUUAGAUGUUCAGUAGGUACCUAACACAUGGCAAAAGUAACCAUACCAUAUCCACCGAUGCCGUGACCAACCUCUUCACAACUGUUCAGGAUUUACAUUUCCAUAUACUUGAACAUCCUCCCUUCUCAGAAUACGUCACUUUUAUAUAUCUUGAAGGUAAAAAUCACAACAACAGAGCAUAACUUACAAUUAAGUAUUGCUGCAUACCACAUAACAAAUAAGACUUGAACUAGCCUUGCAAAGAAGCCCCACAUACCAAAGAAAGCCAAUCUGGUUUAUCGAAGAUGGUACAUAAUUCCGCAAUCGAUAUUUAUAGACUAUAUAAGACAUGAUGGCUUGAGAAUUUAUAGAGAGUUCUUCAAGAAGGGAAACCUAAAAGAUAUACAGUAAGAUCUGCAGACAUAUCUGAUGUAUCACACUAAAGUAGGAGAACGUAAACCCACCUCAUUUAACUAAAAUGCAAUGAAAAAAUAUCACGAACGGCCAAGUCCCAACAAGCCAGGUUUUGACUAGUAGUACCCUUUCUUCUCUUUUACCCUCUUUUUCCAACAUGCGUAAGAUGAUCACUCUGACUCUGUUUCUGAAAAAAGUGAUUAACAGAUCAAACACCUCCACAGGUAAAGAAAACGUAAUCAUUCCCUUUCAUAGAGUCAUUAGAAUCUUUUCGAUGAUAGCACAUACAUACUAAAUAACACAAGUGAUGCUCAAGAUUGGUUUUGUGAUUCUCUUCCUGGUUUGCACUGAUGGCGCAUAUGCAGGAUAGUAAAGAGCA
Messenger RNA from Arabidopsis lyrata subsp. lyrata, 3843 nucleotides. Its product is annotated as putative wall-associated receptor kinase-like 11. Gene Ontology annotation, cellular component: plasma membrane. The record is from RefSeq and is a predicted model, not a curated record. Bases 262 to 2637 code for a protein of 791 amino acids. The transcript is spliced from 3 exons. NCBI's taxonomy places the organism in Eukaryota, Viridiplantae, Streptophyta, Magnoliopsida, Brassicales, Brassicaceae. Gene Ontology annotation, molecular function: ATP binding; polysaccharide binding; protein serine/threonine kinase activity. Gene Ontology annotation, biological process: cell surface receptor signaling pathway; protein phosphorylation.